This is a messenger RNA of Xyrichtys novacula (pearly razorfish), 20130 nucleotides long. The record is from the annotation of a GenBank genome assembly. NCBI's taxonomy places the organism in Eukaryota, Metazoa, Chordata, Actinopteri, Labriformes, Labridae.
AUUUAUAGCUAGACUCUCUCAGGCUGCCAUGUUGCCUGCGAGGUAACAACCCAUCCGCCCCAGACGAGAUACUGCGGCACUGAGUCAUGGUCCGGGUCUGUGCGCCUCUCAGGUUCGUCGUGUGGCUUAAUUAGGAGAUCCCGGAAGAGUCCCGGCCCCGCGCGUCGCUGGGUGACGGGACGAGAGGCAGGAGAGGACCGCAGGACAGCAGCAGCACACCGCUACGACUCUGUUCAGGGAUAUUGACAGUCCAGACAAAACAUCCCAUCCCACAGAAAUAAUACGCGGACCAGAGGAAAGAGGUAAGUUGUUUCUACACUCAAAGUUAGUGGACUGUGAAGGAGCCAAGUGGAGGAGGUGUAGGAGGAGGGGGUGAAGGGGGUAGCCUACUGUCCUGCAGCUGAAGAAAUGUCCAGACCCCUCCAUCUGUUUUCUCUGCGCAUUGGUCUCUGGUAUCUAACAAGGGGAUUUACAGACUAUAAAGCAAAACGUGUUGAUAUUUUAUGAAUCAUUUUUCCUCCCUGUGUCACUGUGGAUUUAUGAAGCAUCAGAUUUGAAGAGGGGUGGGGUAGGUGGGGUGAAAGUCCUGUCAGACAUGUCAUGUUUUAUUUUGAAUCCUGGUCAUCUUGUGCAUGUAACAGACUGAGAAAUGAGCACCUAUAUCUGGCUCAUAGAGGAUUAAAACUGCUUAAUAACGUUUGAAAUUGUUGGUCAGUAGAUAAACUGUUUUUAGGGAUUCAAAAUGAAUUUCCACAAGGAUCAAUUUUGUAAUUUCUGCACCUUUUUACAUCAGCUUAGCAUUUAUUUUCAAACCUAAUCCAUCAGAUGGCAUGGACAUCCUAACUUGUUCUAGAAAAAACAUUUUCACCACAAUAAAGAUCAUGAGAUACUAAUAUCUGAUCCAGCUACCUGAUUUUACACUGUGGUUGAACAAUAAUUUUAAUAACACAGUUUAUUGUCCGUCAAACACAUUAAGAGCAUUUCUACAGAUUGCUUUUCUGCGGUCUUAUUUUAAUAUCUCUUUUAAUUGAAAAAGAAUUCAAUGGUUUAGUCAUUUAUAGGUGAUAAAACGAUAAUGAUAUAUUUCAAAAAUUAAUUUCCGACGAUAUCGAUAUGAAACAUGGUCAAUAUGCAUUUCGAUAGCUGGCAUUCUACUGUGUUUUGGUAGACUAUAAGAAUAGCCAACGAAAAGAGGAGUCGCUCAGAGUUCGCACUGCCAAUUAUGUCGAGUACAUGUUCCCGCAAAGUCGGGGGAAACCUCAAAUCUUCGCAAAAGUUUACAAACUCCGAGCAGAGCAAGUGCAAAGCAGCCCGCAGCAACUGUGCAGCCAAAACAGCCGACCAUUAAGUUCGCUUUCUCUAGCGCAACGUCUUCCUCUACUAAACUUUAAGAUUUUAGUUUUCAAAUUAAUGUUUCUUACAUUCAUUUGGAGUUGUGUAUCUGUUUGAAACACUUUUAUGUUACAUAAGUUCAUGUUCAACUUUGACAGAAAUUAAAUACUGAAAUAAAAAUGAACCUUAUGAUAUCUUUAAAUUCACUUGAGAUUGACACGUGAUAUACAUUGAUAUCAACUGAUAUGUAAAAAAUAUAUCUUGAUAAACUUUUUCCCAUAUCGCUCAGCCCUAGUUUAGAUCAUCAGUUACUUUAUUGGUCAUUAAAUUAUACUUCACAAUUCACUUAUCCUGAAAUCAACAAGACCACCAGCUUUCACAAACAUAGUCUUGCUGUCUCAGCUUCCUGUUUUAGGGGCACACUGAACAGGUGUAGCACUUUCGAGCUCUGCACAAUACACAUAAUACCUUUAUGUAGUUAAUUUCACUUCUGCUUCAUCUUUAAUCUCUACAGGCUUUUGCUGUAGCACAGGACUUUGAGACCUAUAGGAUGUCUUACAGUAAGUCCAUAGCAGCAAACUGCAGGCGGAAGCCCAAUAUAGCCCCCAAAGAUCAGAUACCAGACUAGAGGGUUCAGGAGACACAAGCUGCAGGUCAGGGUGAAGGCAGUAAUAUCUUUCCACUGCCGGAGCAUGUGUCUUUUCUCAGCUGUUGGUUGGGGGGUCUUAUGUGGCAGAGUCUGUCGCCCACCUGUCUGUAGGAACAAAGGGGAAAGUGUUUCCACUCACUGAGGGCUGUAGACUACCAAUACUUAAUACAGCUUAUUGGUGUAUUAAUACCAGUGACUGCUAUGCUUUGCUGUUUUGUAGUGUUGAGUAACUCUGUUUUUCCUGGUUCGGCAGAAAGAGUGUAAUUGCCUUUGAGACUUUGGCUGCUCCACACUACAGUCAGUGCAGAUACCGGCUGUUUCGGUCUCAUGGUUUUGAACAUGUCUUAACAUAGUUAUUCAGUAUUAAAUGUGGUUUUGGACUUUAGUAAGCACUGUUACUAAGUUUUAGUCAUGUAUUUAAACACUAAAACCAAAGAAUCAUGUUAACUUCUACUACUUACAAUCUGCGGAUAGUUUUCUUCAGUAACCAGUUUAUUGUUUUGUUUUUUUGUUGGCAGAAAUGUGAAAGAUGAGGUGACACCCUUGACAUUUAAUGCAACAAACCUUUACAUUUCAGGGGUUUUGCCAACUCUUCCUCAGUGAUGUACUGACAUGCUCUAGGAUGCUGUUACAACAUUGGUUGUACUUACAGGUGCAGCGGAGCAAAUGUAGCCCUUUAAUGCCUGACACCACAAAUUAUGGUCAGAAAAUUCUUUUUUUUUUUUGGAGCUGAAAUGUUUAUUUCACUUACUACUGAAAACCAAAAAAAUCUAAAUGUCCUUAAAAUUUAACAAAUAUAUUUAUUUAUCUCAUUUGAUACAUUUUACAUGACAUUUUUAUCAUUUAUCAGACUGUAUUCAGGUGUUUGUUUUUGGUAAUUUGUUGAUCAUACUGAUUUGAUAGAAGUAUGUAAAAGUAUGUAUCAAAUAUGAUACAAAAGGCAAUAAAGGGAUAAGAGCCGGUCAAAUAACUCACCUGUAUUGGCAGUGGCUAUUUAGUCUACUGCAAUAAAUCACUGAUGAACUGAGGUCUCUUCUAGUCUGAUAGAAGACAUCUUCAAAACUUUACUUGAAAUUUUCAAGUCUAUAUUUUUCUCCCAGUUUUUAUUUUUCUGGUACCAAAUAACUCUCUUUUUUUUGUUAUAUGUAGGAACAGCUUGUGAGACAAACCAAAGUUUUAUAAAGACAGAAACCUGAACUUAAACUUUGGUAUCCAGUGUUUAAAAUAUUUGAAAGCCGGAAAUAAUGCGUGAAAAAUGAGAUACAUUUACCCAUAUUAAACUCACUUAGUGAUCUUGCUCUGUCUCUAGAUAGAGGGAUUUAAACUUGUCGCUUGAAAUUGAUCUCCUUUGAACUCUCCAGGUUUGAGCUCUUGCUUCAGAGCUGUAGUGACCCAGAGAGCAGAAAUAGACACUGAGUCCUAUACGAAAGGCAUCUGGCACUGCUGAGAGGUUUCUCCAGAGAGAUGACUCGAUGACGCCCAUCCUCAGGACGUGUUUUCUCCUCCCAGCACAUAAUUACUUAGAUUACAGACAGGGGACAUACUCUGGUCUGCAUAGCUGUCAUAAUACCGUGACUGUUAUAUAUGUUUUCUAAAUAAGUCCAAUCAAAUAAAAGUUAUAAUAUACACAGUUGGGUGUUGUAAUGGCCAUGAAGAGAGAGAGUGUCAGUUAAGGUCUUGCUUGUUACCUGGCAGUAGUGCGUGUAAACAUUUAGUCAUUUGCUGGAUUGAAUUCCACCAUGUUGACUAAUAAAUAUUGGAAACAGGCCUGCAUUGCCACAUGGUGAUGUAUAUGUCUGGUCAGUGUUCACAGAGAUAUAAUAUGUUCUCACUGAAGGCACUCAGUAAACACAGAUUAUUUACUGAGUAAUGUAGGAAAACACUUCUGCAAACAAACUCUUUACAUCUUCUGUUGUUCAAUCAAAAAAACACUUUUCUCACCUUUUUUUCAUCCCGUUAUCUUCAUUUUCAAGACAUGCCUUGAAUCAAAUGAAAGGUGUGAUGAACAAAAGUAAUAUACUCGUCAAUGUAUCACUACAACAUUUAUCAGACACAGAUCGGAAAGGUCAUGGAGCAUCUUAAGAAACCAUUCCUGCUUUUGUUUUUAGGUUUGUCACCAUGGAGGGUUUAAUGGAGCGGCUGGAGCGAGCUGUGACGCGCCUAGAAAAGCUGUCGGUCACCAUGCAGACGCCCAAUGGCAUGGCUAACGGGGACUGUGUGAACGGUAUUGAUGGAGGCAAGUCCAGGUUUUAUAGAUGCCCGUCUAAGGGGGUUUGCGGAAAUCUUCAUUCCAUUCAGCUAUAAUAUUUAUAAGUUAUAAGACUUGGCAGUGAUUUUUCUCUGUGUUUUCAGGUUUGUCUCAGUGCACCGAGGCCUUUGACGUCUUAAUGAAAGGUCCUGUGACAGAAUAUCUGAACAACAGCCAAGCCAUUGGAAGCGAGGUGGAGAAACAUGUAAGUCUGGAUGAGUUCACCUUCAAGCCUCUGAAUUGUUGAAACAGUAUCUAUACGCUUGGGAUAAGAAAUAGAACCCAGACAGACAUUGUGUGACAAGGAUGAAUUAGACAAACACCUGUUCAUGCACACAGACAGAUGUCACCUCAGCUGCUGUUCUAUCUCUCUGUCAGUUUGUUUGUCUGCUGUGAUGGCUGAAGAGAUAAUGAUUAUAUGUACAUGUUCAAUUUUCUCAUCUUGAUUACUGCUUAUUUCUUUACUUCAUAUAUUAAGUUCAGAAUAAUGUGUGUAAGCGAGAAGACUGACACAACAGCAGACUAACUGUUUUCAGUUCUAAUUAGACGCUAGUGUUGAGAUGGCUGUCUGUCAUGAUAGCAUGUACUGAGUCAGGGCCAGUACCAGAUAAUCACAUUAAACUAUAAUCCAUAAACGUAAGGUAACAACCGAGACCCAAUGGUGCCGUGACAGCAACGCUGUGAUUGAGUUUGAGACAGUGAAAAUAUAUAUGGUAUGUUGUAUCUGAACAGGUUAGCUUAUGAGCUAAAGUUACUUAGCACUGAUGAAAGUUAAAACAAAGACGUUUAGCAAACUGUUAAAGCACACAAAACAUCGUCAUAUGAGAAAUCUGACGCUAUGACUCUCCACAAGUUGUCCUUCAGGUCGUUAUCUUUGUAAUAUUUGUGUCUUUUAUCAAAAAGCACUCUGUUCUCCGACACGUAAACAAUCAGCCGGUCGACCAUGUUGGAUAUACCGGUGAAUCAGACGUCGCAACAACACGAAAUCUGAUUGGUCAGAGGUGGACACACAGUAUGCGAAGAACAGGCCGUUAUUGUUAAAUUUAGACUGCAGUAGAGUUCAUAUGGUUUCUGCACAUUUUUGGGUGAUUGGUAGAAAUUUUAAAAAAUGUUUGGUUGUUGGUAAAAUUAAUGAGACUAAAGAUGUUGCUGAGUAAGUAUUACAUCUCAACUCUUGGUUAUUGAUCUCAAAUUUUCAAGUAUCAAUUCAUACACAUAAAUUUUACACAAAUGGAUAUCCUAAUUUAGAUCUAAGUAAGAUAAACUUGACUGUAUAAAUCUGAAGGGCUCUGUGUAUGGGAGGUCUAUGGUCCAAAAGGUUUCCUGUCUUUUGCAAAGCUGGGGAGGAUUGACCCGACGUUCAUUUAUCAAACUGCUGGUGGAACGCUUCUUCCUAUUUGGUAAUGACCGGUACCCUCAAUAGGACUCUGUGUGUUUUGUGUUGAGCCAGUUGGCAGUAAUUGCAGUGGUUUGCCCUUGUCAGCCAAACAACAAGAUUUGCUCCAAAACAGAAAGAAAAGAUUUCUAUCUCUGUAUCCCAUCACUGUACGGGGUUAGAAGGAGGUAGAGUGUGUGAGUAAGAACCAGAGGGAGUUUUUCCUUGUCUAAAGAGCUCCUUUUAUGGUCGAAGCCUCCCUGGUGGUUCCCUUGGCCCGCAACUGGAGGUUCAAUCGCACACAGGACACAGCUGGCUGGGACAAACCAAAACUUUGUGUGUGUGUGUGUGUGUGUGUGUUUUACGAUACCUUUUCAAGUAGUAGAUAGGCAGAUUCACUCCCUAGUUUCCCCAGCCAUGUUUAAGAGAGGAAUAGAGUAAACAAUGGAGAAUGAAGAACAGGCUCUGCAACAUGAUGAAUAUUCAGUAUACAUAAAAUGACAGGCUGCUAAUUAUGUUACACUUGGUGUGUUUUUUUAACCAUGAAUCAAACCUAUCUGACUUUGUAUUGACAGGCAGAGAUGGUGAACAAAGCGUUGCAGACUCUGCGAAUUUUCCUAAAGAUGGCCACCAUGCAUCAGGAACCUGCACAGGUACUGAAACCUACUGAUCACAAGACAACUGAUCAGUCACCCUUGUUACUGUUUAUCUGAUUGUGUUUUCACUGUAAGGAUUCAGGUAUUUUAUUGCAUUAAAAUAGUGAUGGGCACGGCAGUUCUUUGAGAUGUACUGAAUCAUUAGAAUCAGUUCACUAAAAAGAUUCGUUCAAAAGAUUCGUUCACCAAAUCACUGAAUCAUGUAGCGCUUGGCUGGAGAAGCCUGCGACUCCGACCUCCUGAACUUAUACACGGCUGAACGGUUCAGGAUUCAGUUUCUGGGACUGGGAGACGAGAGUGUUUUGCUGUGUUGCUUUGACAAACAGGUUUGUAAAAAUGAACUUGUUUAUAAGUCAUGAUGUUUUUGUGUACUGUCCUAUGGUAUGCCAUUUAUUGGCAUGCACCGUUCCCUCGCAAAUCGAUGCAAUGGGAUGGGAUGCGCACUACUUGUUACAUGCUGUGUCCUAUUGUAUGCAUGUUGUAGUGGCAAUUAAGCAGUGAAAAAAAGGUAGUUUUGCCUGACAAAAAUGAUUCCAGAGAGUGUAGUUCAAUGCGUGAUUCGUUCACCAAGUGAUUCAGGUGUCGGUGCAUGCGGUCCCUUGUUCGCCGGUUGCUCAACUGCAAUGCUAUUUCUCACUUUAGUUCAACUAAAGUGAGAAACGAACUAAUCACUCGAGGAAGUGAUUCGGAUCAGUAUGUUCACUUAAAAGAUUCGGUUCUUUUGAACAAAUCGUUCGCGAACGACACAACGCUACAUUAAAAGACCACCCUGGCUAGCAGUUAUUCCUAUCUUUACAGAACGUUAGGGAUAAUAUGUCACCAUUCAAACAUCGGCGUAUCUUUACUGCAUGUAAAACAACAGAAGUUAUUCAGUAAUUUAUUCAUGAGCAACAGAAAUGUGAUUAAUUUGUCAGAUAUAAUGAGAUUCUUGUUUAGGACAUACUCUGAGAGCAAUCGAACCAUGUGACCUGACACCACUGCUAUGAUUGGCUGCUGCUGAUUUUGUUUCCAGAGAAAGCUCUCAGCAGGUGUUGCCCAGAGCUAAUCUAAUGCUACAAAAUGCGUCAGAUGUUUCUCAUUUAUCACCUGAUCUGUAUCUUAGUCCCGAGUGUCAGUCAGUGUCCUCCCCCCUCCUGUGUCCCCCAGUGGGCUGGGCCGUUUACAGAGGGGAUUACUCCUCUCUUUGAGUUUGAAAACGCUAAUACAACACAUUCCCAACAUGUUCACGUUUAGAGAGAAGGGUGUGUGAGAGAGAGAGCUGAUAUCAUCCUACUGGCCCUCUGUUUGUGCUGUGUGUGUAUGUGGAUGUGUCUACAGAGCCCACCAGGAAGUGAUUACUCCGUAUAUGUCAGGUCAUUGGCUAAGAGGUGGAGAAAAGAACAAUCAGUGAUCGUCAGAAAUGCAAACAAAGAUAGAGUGAGGAUUUUUACAGGGAAAGGGACAGAUUCAGAAUACAUUUUUAUUCUUUUAUGUGAAACCUUUCAAGAUUUUGUACGCCUUGGGUAAUGUUUCUUAUUCUUUCUUAUAGUUUAGAUUCAAUCAGAUUUGAGAUUCAUGCUCCAUCAUGCAAGUUUGUAAGAAAAACGUCUCAACCAGCAACUGAGCUUGGAGUUCACAUACUCCGGCCUAUAAAGCUGGACCUGCUCCAAGUUAAAGUCUUACUCUUUGCUGUUUAUUUUAAGGUUUAAAUCAUUUCCUUUAUAUGAGAUGUGGAGAUUUCUCUUCCCUUUUGUCUCGCUGUGUUUAAGAAGUGCUCAUAGCUCUUAAGACUUCAUCAUUCUUCAUCCACCAUCCUCUAGCUAUUAUACUGCUAGAGUCUGACCCGGCUGUCUCAAGCCAUGUUCUGGUCGUGUGAUUAAACCUUCAGAUAAUUCUUCUCUCUUUCUUCAGAUAUUUUAUUUGCAUCAUCAAAGAAAAAUCUCCUUAUUCACACCCAGGAGAGGGGUGGAGGUACGAGAUGAAAGAAAAGAUGAAGUUCAGUCAGAUGGGGAACCUCAAACUAAACAGAGAGAGACAGAAAACAACUUCAUGAAUUUCACUAACUCUCCCAGUUUUCCAUGAGGAGUUCUAUUAUGCUUAUUAAGUCGUCUGAAAUUCACAUGGAUGCCUUUUCAUCAUAUCCAAAAGCCAGGAAGACCAUAGGCAACAAGACUGACAAUUGUUGUUUCAUAAUUUUUAAUGCAUGAACCUCUUUCGAGGAGAUAGGUGACAGCCUUCCAGCUAUAGAAACAGCCCUGUUUUUAUAGUGUACAAAUAAGAUGCUCAUAAUAGAUUUCAUAAUUAACUGUGGGAUGUCAAACAUGUAAAAGACAAGAUAGAUUAAGACUGUUUAUACCCCCAGGGGGCGCUACAGUUGACACAAACUGAAAGUUCCACAUUGGAGCUUUAAGAACUGGUAUCAUCACAGAUCCAUGGAGGCUGUAGUUGCUGAUUCCUUAGAAAAUUACAUUUUAUUUUUGGUAACAACCUGGGAUUUAUAGAUUUUUGCAGUAGAUGUAGCCUUAUCUUAAACACAUCUAAAACCUCUUUUUUUUCUGUAAGUCAAAGUCAACUUUAUUGUCAAAUAUGCUAUACAUGUUAAACAUACAGCACAGAUGAAAUUUCAGUCCUCUCAGACCCACGGUGCAUAACAAUAAACUGUAAGAAUAAAACUUUUAAAAUAUAAAUAUAGAAUAAACAACUAAGCUGAACAAAGACUACCUACGACUUUAUUCAUGCGCAACAGAAAUGUGAUUAAUUUGUCAGAAAUAAUGAGAUUCUUGUCCCAUUGCAAUAUUUGUUUACGACAUACUCUGAGAGCAAUCGAACCAUCAAAUCUUUUUAAAGAUUAGAUCCACUUUUUAAUGUGCUUGAAAAGGAUCACUGAGUUUUUAAUUGUCUUUAAAUGUACAGAUACUUCAGUCCUGUUCAUAAACAUCAUGACAAACCUUUUUAAAAAACACUGUAACACGAACAGAAACACAACAGCCGACUGAUUAUUUACAUCCAUAUCUGUAGUUCUCAAAGGGAUCAGGAAGAGGAGAAAAAGUCUGCGAUACUCUGACCAGCAGAGCUCAUUCCAGCUACAGACAUAUACACACAUGCACACACGGCUAGCAAACUUCUGCUCUUUCUCUGCAGCUCAGCGCUGUUGUACUCUGACUUUUUAUGGGCAUGUUCUAUAUUUGAGCCUGUUGUCAGUGUGUGUGUGUGUGUGUGUGUGUGUGUGUCUGUGUCUGUGUCUGUGUGUGUGUGUGUGCCAAAGGCUGUAUGAGAGGGAGUUAGAUAUAGUGCGACACAAAGAAUGGGGGGAGGCAAAAGAAAGAAAGCCUCUCUCUCAUGUGACCUCAAGUUGGCCUGUAGACUUAACGUGUGUUUUGGUGUGUGUGUCCAUGUCGCUGCUUCAUACACACACUGCAGUCCUUCACCGUUUCAAAAAUCCCUCCUACAGCUGGUCUGGUUCUGUGGACCUCCAAUCUCUUUCUUUGAUCCAGUGCUUGUAUAGGAAGUCAAGGCUGGGACGCUUUGCUGUUGUAACACAGCAAGCUUAUUUGAUGCCCGUCAAACAAUGCGAGCCGACGUUUUAGAUCCUUUGUCGGCUUGUUCUCUUUCUGUCUGUAUCCACUUUACAGUCUGUGAUCCCUGAUUCAGUUCAACUUGUAUCCAUGUAGAAAACCGUCAGAGCUAGUUCAGAGGUUAGCCAGUGCGCUAGUGGCAGGAAAUUUACUUUUUGCAUUUCAAAUAUAGUCAUAAGUAGAUUAAGACGUGUUGGUGACAGAAUUUUGAUUUGAUGUGAAUGAAUGAUUUAAUUUUGGUAUAUGACCGAAAGGGUGUAGGCAGAAGCAAUGCUUAUAAAGACCUACCACUUAUACCAUACAGAGUCAAUCAACACAUCAAUAAAUAUUCACUCUUAAAAUCAGAUAGAGUUACGAACAUGAUUUACACGUUACAUUAAUAAUCAAACAUCAUUUCCUCUACAAUAUUGAGAAAUAACAUUAUUCUUGUAAAGUCUCUUAAAGCUUACCAGAGUGGGACAUUUUCUAAUUUCUACCGGACAGUCGUUCCAUAUUUUCACCACUUUUACAGACCUGCAAAAAUGUUUGACAUUUAUUCGCGCUUUCGGUUUCUCAAAUAAUAUACAGCCUCUUAGGUUGUAGUUAGAGUCCCUUAGUUUAGACGGGUUCUGGACAUGCUGCGGUAGGGCUAGGUUUUUGGCUUCGUACAUGAUUUGUAUUGUGAUGUGAUCUACUAGGUCUUUGAAUUUUCAAACAUUUAAGGAAGUAAAUAGGGGAUGAGUUGAUGCACGGUAAUGUUUAUUGCAGAUGACUCUUACGGCUCGCUUUUGUAAAAGAAAUAUUGGGUUUGUAUUUGUUUUAUAAGUGUUUCCCCGAAUCUCAAUGCAAUGAAUCAUGUACGGAGUCGUCAGGGAAUAAUGUAGAGUGGCUAACCCUUUUUGUGAAAGUAAAUCUUUGGCUUUAUACAGAAUAGUGAUAGAUUUUGACAUUUUGGAUUUAAUAUGAUUUACGUGUGAUUUCCAACUAAGUUUGUUAUCUACUAUGACCCCAAGGAAUUUGUUCUCAGUUACUAACUCAAUGUCCUUAUCGUCUUUAGUUAGAUUAAUGUUUGGAUGUUUGGAUAGGUCUGAGCUUUUUCUGAAGUUUUUCCUCAACAUUAACGAGGGGAUCCUGUUCUGGUGAGUCUUUUCCGCAGUUUUCCUCAUCUUCCCUCGUGCUUUUUCAGCCAUUUAAAGUGUCUCACUCCUCACUCUCCAGCCUGAUUGAGAGCGGGGAAGUCCACAUUUUGAAUUAUGCAGUGACUCACAGAAUACAAGUCAUACUUUAAGUGAGAGAGCCAAGAUGACAGUGGCUAAACCUGCAACUAUUCUGAUUUAUUAAUUUAAAAAAAAAUGGAAAUGAUGUUGAAAGGACAGUAAGUAUGUAUAAAAAUGGUUUAGUAGGUAGAAGAGGCAAUGGAGAAAAUCUCCUAAUAUAUUAGUUUUGGGUCAUGUCACACUCACCCUCAUGUUGCCACAAAUCACCCACUAAUCCCUAUUUUCAGUGCAACUUUUGUUUUGGGGGCUGGAUCAUCCUAAAGCUGCUCAUAGACAGACAUCAGCCAGAUUUAGUGGGAAGCCCGAUGAACAGAAAGGCGUGUGUAUCUCAGCUCAUGGAGAUCAUGUGCAUCUAAUUGGAGGAAGAAUCUGAUUGGGAAAAAAAGGAGAAAAAAAACCUUUUUUCUUUUCUCUUUCACAUGCAAGUAUUAAAUCACAAACUAAGAUAUAAACUCAUGUAUUUAUACAGCUUUAUCGAAUGAAGAAGUAAGCGGCAUCUAUGCAGUUACACAGCUAUUCUUGAUGCGUGUAAGUAAUCAGUUUCUCCAGUAAAAGAGCGUUCAUAAAGAAAUAGUUUUGUUCCAGAUCAUUUACAGCAAAUUGAUCACAUAUGAGCAGCAGUUCACAUCAGAUCAGAACAAAAAAAAAAGCUACAGCAGCAACAUUGUGUUCUUGAAUCUUAGUGUGCGCAGAAGCAUGUUAGGUAAACUGUAAACACUGGAGGAGUGGUAUGCCUUACAAGGCCAGAGGGAUCUCCCCAUGAACUGAGGAAUGUUUGCAGGAUCGGAGGGAUGAGGAGGGAGGGGAGCUGAGAGCUGGGAGAGGAGCUUCACUGGAACUAAGAUCUGGACCCUUCAAUGGAAAAAGGCUCUUGUUAAUAAAAUUAGGAGCCGUCCUUUAGCCUAGUUUAGGAAUUACUGAUUUGGCAACAGCAGGCUGGGUAGGAGAGCGAGGAAGCAACACAAGGAUGAAAGAGUAAAAAGUAUGUGGAGUAUGUUGGAGAGAAUUUUGCAUGUGAAAGAUGCUGUCGUUCGCUGUUGUUGUCUAACUGUACAAACAUAUUUUUGUAAUUUGAUUUAAAAAAAAAAAAAAUAGUCGUCUUCUCUUGUCUCCUUUCCUUGCUUAUCUCCUGCAUCCCAGCCAGUCAUAAAAUUCCCCUUUUUCUUCCGCAGACAGAGUUGCAAGACCUGCUCAAGCCAAUUUCAGAUCACAUCCAGGAGAUCCAGAGCUUCAGAGAGAGAAACCGAGGCAGCAGCCUGUUUAACCACCUGUCAGCUGUCAGUGAGAGCAUCCCUGCUCUGGGCUGGGUGGCUGUGGUAAGCAGGAAUAAAAGCAACAAAAACACAUACAAAGCUGGACAUCAGCCUUAUAACAGCAUUUAAAAACACUCUGACACACAGAGUCUUUCACUUCAGCAAAGUAUAUCUAGGUCACCUGAAAUUCAAGAUGUGGUAUAUAGAAAAAUGGUAAUCCUACAGUAAAAGAUGUGUUUAAAUAACAAUAAUUUAGAUUUAACUGUCAGCAAGAGAGAAACUGCAAGCUGAAGUUGCUUAAAUUAAGAGCAGAUAGUGUGAAAUAUGUUUGCACUGGUAUGUUUGUGUAAAUUAAAAAAAAAAUCAAAAGUUAAAGCACAUCUUAUUUCUCCCUCAGCUUCUCAGUCCAACCCUGUGCCAUGUUAGGAGUUGCAAUCAAAAAUAAAGAAAUGAGACAUUUCAGACGGACCGAUGAGAGUGUAACCAAACACAGCCCACUAUGUCGUCCACCAUAUCUUUCCAUCAGUCUCUGUUUUACAUCUUCCUCUGAAAGUUGGCUUAUUUUCAUGCAAACUGAGAUCAAAGUACCUCAAGAAAAACCUCUGGAUCCAUCUCUGGUCUGUGUUCGCUUCACUCAGGAGAGCAGCAAUCACACACAUUUAAAUACAAAGUAUUAAGACAAGUCUCCUAAAAAUUUUGUCUGUGUGAGACUGUUAUGACCUGACAUCGUUUCUUUUCUCCUGGCAGUGAGACAAAUAUUUUCUGAUAGGAAUUUUUUUUUUAAAUCUCUUUUAGAGUCAGAAGCCGGGUCCGUAUGUGAAGGAGAUGAAUGAUGCUGCCACCUUUUACACCAACAGAGUGCUGAAAGAUUAUAAAGAAACGUAAGUAUCUAUCUUUGCACUUUGGUGAGUGUCCGUAUUUACACUGGAGUAUGAAAUGCUGUUAUUUUCAUCCAUUCCAUCCUUCAGAUCUAGAGCCCAGUUACUUAUUUUAUCUAUUUAUCUCUAUAUUUUUACUUAUUUAUCUAAUUUAUCUUCUAUUUUAUUUAUUAUUUAUCUCCUUUUUACUGUUUUUACUCUUUUUACUUUUACUAUAUUUGCACUAUAACAAAAGCAAUUUCCCCCUGGGGAUUAUUAAAGUACUUCUGAUUAUAAUUUUACAGAUCUGACAACAAUAACAACAUUAUGAUAAAAAAAAAUUCUAAAGCAAACUUUUGUAGGUAUUUCCUCAUAGAAAAAGAAAAAUAUUUGCGUAGCCCUUUAAUGCCUAAAACCACAAAUUAUGGCCAUAAAAUUCAAAUUUUUUUGGAGCUGAAAGUUUAUUUCACUUACUACUGAAAACCAAAAAAAACCAAAAUGUCCUUAAAAUUUAACAAAUAUAUUUAUUUAUCUUGUUUGAUACAUUAGAUGUUUUUCUAAACUGUUAAACUAAAAGAGGACCUUUUUAUCAUUUAUCGGACUGUAUUCAGGUGUUUUUUUUUUUAGUAAUUUGUUGAUCAUAUUGAUUUGAUAGAAGUAUAUAAAAGUAUGUAUCAAAUAUGAUACAAAAGGCAUUAAGGGUUAACAGAGGUCGGAUCAGUCAUUUCUGAUCUAUUCUAGGGAAACAGUAUUCGGCCAUUACUACACAUUAGAACUGCUGAAUAGGUACCUCAUGGUGAAUUUCACUCUUCAGUUUAGAGGUAAUAGCCGAGCCAAAAGCAAGAACGAAAGGAAAGAAGAAAUAUUGUUUUCAGAUAGUGGACCCCUCUGAGAGUUCUGUUUGUUAUCUUACUUUAAGUCUUACCAAAAAAGGAAAUCGUGCACACUGUCUUAAAGUCACAAAAUUUAUUCAAACAGACAAUGCUUUGAACAUCAGACACUAAACAAUUAAGUCAGCCAGAUUACACAACUCAACAAGAAUGUGCAGAUUGAUUUUUAAUACUGCAAAGACAUUCGAGGACAACAGUAACUGUCUGUAUAACCAGGAGUGAGAUGGAAGAAUUACUCUUCUUCCAUUUCCUUCUUUAAUUCGUCUGUUUUGAUAUUUUGUCAGAUCUUAUUUGCAUCUUUUCUCCUCUCCCGUGCUGCACUCAUGUCUCUGUCUCUCUCUCAGUGAUAGACGUCAUGUAGACUGGGUGCGCUCCUACCUGUUGAUCUGGACCGAGAUGCAGGCCUUCAUCAAACAGCACCACACUACGGGACUAGUGUGGAGUAAGAGUGUGAGUGCAACAUACUGAAACAAUCAUCGCAAACACCGUCAUCCAUCUUCUCUCCCAAGUUCAGAACACAAUUUCAUCAAAACACGAAACGACACUGAGAACAACUUGUUUAUUAUCUUAGCUUUGUUUUCGUUCACUUUCCAUUCACAGGCCUUGAUAUUUUUACAUCGGAGCUCAAAUUAACUGCUACUUUUUGCGUACAUUUCCAUUUUUAGUUAUGGUGCAGCCUGUUACAUAAACCGCUGUAGAGAGCAUGAAUGAAUGAAUGAGCUUCCCUCCAGUGGCUGCUCUCCGCCGGGUUCCCCAGAGAGCUCACAAAACCUUUGACACUCCCACACACACACACACUUCUGUUUAUGGAUGUGUGCUCCGGGACUCCUCAGCACUUAUACUCGCUAGAUCCCAGAGAUUAUGAUGGCCUGCAACCAAAUCCUUUAAAUCACACUGAACUCUGUUUCAUUUUCGCUCAAACGAUCCAUAAUCUUUGUCCCAGGGAAGUUAAAUGAAGUUUCCUCUUUUUUAAGGAAACUCUGGCACAAAGUUUUAUAAAAAAUGUAUGUACCAUCCUUUUUUCUGCUCAAAUAAUAUAAAGCUACAACUGGGAGACGGUCAACGUAUUUAAUGAUGGCACAAAAGCUUGCAUGGCUGAAUCCUGAAGUUACGCAAUCCAGCUAAAGCCCUUUUAAACUCUGAAACAUCAUAUUUCAUUCAUCCACACCACAUGACCCCACAACCCAUAACACAUUAAGGAGAAGUGACUUCAGUGCAGUGUUAGAAAGAAAAAGAAACCUGUUUGGGUUUGAGCUCACUCUCGCUAGGUCAGGAGGGAGAAAGAGAAAGGAGGGCAGAGAAAGGAAAUAGAAGAGAAUGUCGAGAUUAUAAGAAAGAAAUACGCCAUAAACUCACUGAUCAAUAACCAAAACAUGAAAGUUUGGGGAUUUUUCCUCUCACCUUGAAGAUACAGUUUAUUUAAAUAAAGUAAGAGAUGUAAAACAAAGCUUUUAAUGUCAAAUUAUGAGCUUGAAACCCAAAGUGCAGUUAAUGCUCAGCAGCUGUGUGCACAUGUGUUAAUGUGCAUGUGUUUUCCUGCAGAAAGAAACUCCAGGACCGUUGGUGGCUGCGUGUGAGUGUGUCAGCUGCUGUCCCUGCUGUCAGACAGCAGAGCUGAAAAGUGUGUGUGUGUGUGUGUCUAAGGCGGGGAGUGUGUGCUACUAACAGGUGGUCCUCAGGGUUUACUUGAAUGGAGGUUUUUCUUCACAGAGAGACCCCGACAAAGAGUCUGUGUACACACACACAGCCGAAGUCGUAACCUAAACCGCAGGGCUGGUCCCCUGAAACGCAGCCGUCAUCUGCUGCUCAGAUCGGGGUUUAGUGACACGCUUAAAAGUUAAACUGGAACAUGAACAGGACGACAUAUGGAAGAGGCUUUGCACACAAAGACAGACACGGUACCCAACAAAUUAGUUGACACGCCUCAGAUAAAGCCCCUAAAUGUUCUAAUACUUCAGAAAACGCCAUUAUUUCAACCAAAAUCCAAGUUUUACAGUUUAUUUGAGUUUUUCAGUAGUUUAAGUUCCCAUCUUUGAGCAAAUUUGUUUGACUUUUGACCCAAAAGUUAUCAGUACAGCCUAAUUAUAAGCUCCCCAUUGAUUUAAGUCAAAAUAUUUAAGACAGAUGUAAAUAUGGCCAAAAUGUUGCUUUAUUGUGUCUGAUACAGCAACACUUACAGCUAGAGGAGGACUCUUAAAGUUGAUUAUUAAAAUAGGGUUUACAAGCAUGUUUGUGUACACCUACUCACACACAAACAUAAAUGCAUGCAUGAACACAAAGACGCAGUCAGACAGUUUCACAGCCAUGCAUGAACACACACACUUAUACACACACACAUGCACAAGCGCGCUGGCUCUAAUCUGCUGGUAUGCGCUGAGCUGUUUGGUGUAACAGGUCAGUAUUGUUCAGCUAUGAUAUUCUCGACACGUGUGCUCUGGUGUCAGAGGUCAAGUAGUCUCAGCUGUACUCAAAAGUGCAUAAACUGACAGUCCGACCCCUCUGAUGGGUGCGUCCGUGUGUGUCUGACAGCUGCGCAAGUUCAUCAGACAGCAAAUGUGAGUGUGUAGUAGUGUGUGUGUAUCAGAUUCUCCUCAAUGAGCAAGAAUGAUCGGAACAGAAAACUUAUUAAAAGCUUCAGCUGGUUGGUUAAAGAGCUGAUUUAAAAAUGUUUAAGAGACACUGAAGUAAAAAAAAUCAUAGGGUUUGGAUUUGGGAUUUUUGGGGAAGGUGUUUUAAAAGAUUACAAAUAUUUUUUCUGUUUCAAAUCAAUACUGGAGUGUAGGAAUUGAGUUUUAAGUCCUCAUUGAAUGAUGUGAAUACACACAAAAAGCAGUAAAAGUGUUAUACAAGAAAGAAAAUAAAAGUUAUUCCUCAUCUUUAAGCUUGUCUUGGCACCAAAAUUAAAACCCUGUCACAUCCUCCCCUGGUCAAAAGUCAUGAAUUGUUGCCUGUGAAGCUCUCUUGUAUUUCUUGUGUAACACUCUCCCUGCUGGAGAGAGUUGUGACUGCAGCUGUUACUAUCUAAUAUCUGACUUUUUCCACAAACCCCAGGGUCCCAUCGCUCCUCCUUCUUUCUUUGACCCCCCAACUGCCCCUUGUGCUCCCUGCCCCGCACCUCCCCCUCCUCCUCCACCACCUGGGCCUCCUCCUGUCUUCACUGAGGAUGACACUCAGUCUCAGGCAGGUGGAACAGGGGCACAGCACUCUGCGCUGUUUGCCCAGCUUAACCAGGGCAUGGAUAUAACCAAAGGUGGGCUAAUUAAAUGUAUUGUAAUCAUUUGUUGUAAUUAAAUAAUGUAAAGAGCUUAAGCCUUAGCCGUUUUGACCAACCAAUAUACUAUAAGACUGGGUGAAAUAAACCACCACUUUGACUACUACAAUGUUAUUGUGUUCAGAAAAAUUAUAGAGUUAACUCUUCGGUCACUACAGUGAAAAGAAAGGCAACAAUAAGAUCAUGCGCUUGUUGAUAUAUAUUUAAACUUAAACACAAUGAAACCUAUUGAAUUUCAUCAUUCUUUAAUUUAUCAUUCAGUUUUAAUUUAUCUCUGUUUUCAACCCAACAAAUUAAUAUAUUUGAUUAUAUUAAGAGGUGUUUGAUGUUCUGAGACGAAUGAUCAGAGGCAUAAGCGAACUAAACGCCUCUUUAGGGCCCCGCGGCCAGUAGGGGGCCCCCAAGAGCAAUAAAAAAAUAUAUAGAUAUUAAAUAUUUUUUAUCUUUUGCAUGUAUAAGUGAUGCUUUCUGUACAAUCAUAUAAAUAUUAUUGUAAAAAAAAAAAGUAAAAACAUGUUAGUGCUGCUGCUGAUGUAGGCCUAUGAUUUUUACUGCUGAUGACACUUUUACAUUAAACACAAUGCUUCAUCAUUUGGAAGGUUGUGAAAAUUAACCCCAGGCUGCUCUUGUCGCUGAAUGUGUUACAUUUUAAGAUUAAAAACCACAUGUGGCACCCUGAACAUCAUUCAUCAGUCAUUCAUUGGUAUUAUUUGUAUGAUUGCAUUGGUAUUAUUUAUGUUAUUACCUAAGCCACCCCCUUAAAUGUGUAAAGACAUGUCAGGCGCAUUAAAUUUAUACUGUAGUAGGUGUGUGAAUGAUCAACAAUCAAUAUUAUUGACAGAAAUAGAGGGCCCCAAAAUCAAAUUUUGCUUGGGCCGGCUCUGCGAAUGAUUGUGACAAUUUUAAUUUGCUUUCUAUGAGCCUUUGAUAAUUCCUCCUCAUAUUUUCAUCUGUAGGUCUGAAACACGUAUCAGAAACCCAAAAGACCCACAAGAACCCAAAACUGCGAUCACAAGCAACGCCAACCAAAUCUAAGUCCAAAGGGGGUGGGAAAGGACAACGAGCAGCUGUUCAGAAAAGACCUCCUCUGCUGGAGCUGGAGGGGAAGAAAUGGAGGGUGGUAUGUGAACAGUUCACUUCGCAAUUAAAAGGAUCAUUCCUGAGAUAAAUAUCUGUAUUGACACAAUUUAUGGAUUGAAUGUGUUUCACUUUUGCAGGAGAACUUUGAGCAAAAACACGACCUGGUCAUUGAAGAGACCGAGCUGAAACAGGUGGUCUACAUCUUUAACUGUAACAACUCCACUGUGCAGGUUAAGGGCAAAAUCAACUCCAUCAUCGUUGGUGAGCUGCCUGAAAACACACUGGAGCAUUUUUGUUUGUUUUUUUCUAGUUUCUAAUCAUAAUUUUCCUCAUCUUCUGUCCAGACAACUGCAAAAAACUGGGUUUGGUUUUUGAGAACGUAGUUGGGAUUGUUGAAAUCAUCAACUCCAAGGCCGUUCAGUUACAGGUGAACAAAACACAACUUUACACUAACAUUUUUAGUCAGGUUUAUAGUCCUUUUGCACUUAUCUGCAUGUCAGGUGCCAUAUCUUCUGUUUUCAUGAUUUAGAUGUUUAAGAAGAAGCGCAACUUCUUCCACUCAUGCGUGUCAUUAACUGCGAGUAAUCUGUCUGAAGGUUUUGGGACGCGUUCCCACCAUGUCUAUUAACAAGACAGAAGGCUGCCAGGUCUACCUGAGUAAAGAGUCCCUCAGCUGUGAUAUUGUCAGUGCAAAGAGCUCUGAGAUGAACAUCAUGAUACCACAAGAAGACGGGGAUUACGUAAGUCUGUUAAAUAAGCAACAAGGCUGUUUUAUUUCCUUAAAUCUUUCAUGGUUGCUGUUUCGUGUUCUUCAUUAUCCUGUUUUUUUUCUGCAGAGGGAGUUUCCAGUACCAGAGCAGUUCAAGACAAUUUGGGACGGCUCCAAACUGGCGACAGAACCAACUGAGAUUGCAGGCUGAUUAAAACUUCACCAUCAUCUUCGUCACUACUUCUGAUCAAGUUUAAUUGAGUUUCUAUGACAUAAAAAGGGAUUUUGUUUGCAGGUGAUAUAACUGAUUUACUAAAGAUCGGCUCAUUGCUGCUUUGAUUUUGACUCAUUGUCUCUGUAGCACUUUGAAAGUGAAGUCUUUGAUUUCUGUGCCAUGGCAAGACGGGCAUUUAUAUGCUAACAUGUAAAGGCUAAAAAAUGAACAAUCUUAUAAAUCGCCAGGUAUCCUAAUCUUUAAAAUUUCUUUAUCUUCUACAUAUUUUUAAAAGUUUCAUGAGGUUACUGUUAUUCCCACUGUACUACCUUUUUACAUGUGAUGUUUUGUUUUAUGAAAGCAUGUUUUAGACCAGUGCUGGUGCACAUCUUUACAAGAGGUAUUAGGAUUACACAACACACAUAGAACACUUAUAGGUCAAGCUAAAAGUGGUAACCAGAAGUUAAAUGUGGGGCUAUUUGGUAUACUUUCUAUCUAGAUUUAAGUAUUUUUGGUAAAUUAAUCAAUUAAAACUGGACAUUUUUCCUCUAGAUAUUAACACACAGUAACCAGCAUACAGUGACUAAUUGUAGUUUUCAUCCUCAAGCACUUCAUGUCGACUUUAUCUCCUUGUACCAAACUCUCUUUUUACUCAAAUGUAGCCAAUGGAAGCAGAAUGAUGAGGAAAAAACUGUACACUAAUAAAACACUUCAAAAUUUUUAAUUUACAAAAAAAAAGAACUGAUGUAAUUGUGUAUCAUUUUUUCAAAUAAAAUCAAAACCUUC